This is a messenger RNA of Penicillium waksmanii, 330 nucleotides long. Its product is annotated as DUF3759 domain-containing protein. The record is from RefSeq and is a predicted model, not a curated record. The transcript has 3 exons. NCBI's taxonomy places the organism in Eukaryota, Fungi, Ascomycota, Eurotiomycetes, Eurotiales, Aspergillaceae. The annotation marks the transcript as partial.
AUGGGUUGGUUCGACAACGAUUCCGAUGAGUCUCAGCACUACGACAACUACCAACAGUACUCCCAGAACCCCGAGGAGCACAAGGCCAAGUUCUCCCAUGAGCUGAUCGGUGGUGCCGCCGCCUUCGAGGCCAUGAAGGCCUACGAGGACCACGAGGCCCGCAACGGCCAGGUUGACGACCACCGCAAGGCCAAGGAGAUCGCCGCCGGUCUUGCUGGUGCCUUCAUUGACCGUGAGUUCGAGACCAAGGGUCUGGACUUCAUGGACCGUGAGAAGGCCAAGCGCCACGCCGAGCAGAGCAUCCAGAACCAGUUCGAGCAGAGCGGCCGC